AGGAAGAGCUUGGGGCAAUUUUACAAUGGCCUGGACCCUUGUCCUGCUCUCCCUCCUCACUCUCCGCACAGGUUCUGUGGCCUCCUACGAGCUGACCCAGCCGUCCUCCGCGUCAGUGGCUUUGGGGGAGACGGUCACGAUCUCUUGCUCUGGAGAUUUAAUAGGGAAAAAGUAUGCAUCUUGGUUCCAGCAGAAGCCCGGCCAGGCCCCUGUGCUGGUCAUCUACAAGUUUAGCGAGCGGCCCUCGGGGAUCCCUGACCGAUUCUCUGGCUCCAACUCAGGGCAGACUGUCAGCCUGACCAUCAGCGGGGCCCGGGCUGAGGACGAGGCCGACUAUCACUGUCAGUCAUGGGACAGCAGUAAUAAUGCUCACAGUGCCACAGGCAGAUGGGGAAGCGAGACACAAACCGCCUUCCCCAUCUGUGUCACGCUCUCCUGCAGCCCCAGGCAGAAUGCAGCCAAAGCCAUGGGCAAGUCUGGUCCAGAUCCUCACAUCUCAGAAUCCAGGCAGCACGGCAGAGGGCGGGUCAGGAGGGGAUCCCGGGCUGGCAGGACCAGGCUCUCCCAGUGUUGCCUGGGCCUCAGUGUGAACUGGGGACCAAGGGCCUGGGCGGAAGGACAGGCAGAAGGAGACAUCCACCUGUGGUUAUUGUCUCUGCAUCCCCCUGUGGUGGUCACUGGGCCACUUCCUCACCUGCCUGAGCAGGACUGGACCCCAGAAUUUCCCAGCUCCACUGCAUUCCUGAAGCCCCAGGCUCAUAGAGCAGCUUAG
Pteronotus mesoamericanus is the source of this 772-nucleotide messenger RNA. RefSeq lists its product as uncharacterized. The transcript has 2 exons. The record is from RefSeq and is a predicted model, not a curated record. Bases 26 to 772 code for a protein of 248 amino acids. Gene Ontology annotation, biological process: immune response; immunoglobulin production. NCBI's taxonomy places the organism in Eukaryota, Metazoa, Chordata, Mammalia, Chiroptera, Mormoopidae.